GGCGGCCUACCUUGAGUGGGCAGGUUCCCCGUCGCAUCGCCGCGCCGCCGGCACUCGGCUGAUCCCGCAGCGCGCCUCCGCGUCUCAGUGACCAGUGACUCGCCAGUCGCCACUCGCACAGUCCGCACCCGGUCGCCGCGUGUAUAUUAAAAUGACCGGCUCGAAGUUGGCGUGGUGGUACGCGUAUUUGUCAUUGUUUACUAUUGUGGCUGAGGCAGUUCUCUCCGGUUUAUAUAUUGACAAUGGUGUGGAUCAAACUGUUAUACAUCACUCGAUGACGCGGCAUGAACGGAUGGUAGUGGAACACGAGAUACUGGAACUUCUUGGACUCGGCGAGAGACCACGGCGUUCAAGGACGCCCCCGUUGGAUCGUUCUGCUCCAAGUUUCUUAUUGGAUGUGUACAAACAGUUGGCAGAGGAACAUGAGCAAGCGCGUCCCACGCGCAGUUCAGAGAUGGCUCUCAGCGGAGAAGAGCAGCAUGCAAUUGACGAAAGUGAUCUAAUUAUGACGUUCCAAAGUAAAAGACAUCAUUUGGGAGCUCUGCGACAUGGUCACGGCAGACAUGUGUGGUUCGAGGUGGCUGGAACUCCUGGUGAUGCAUCAUCCCUUCUGACGGCGGAACUGAGACUACACCAGUCAGCUACGCACAAUGAGGAGGAUCCGACCAGCCUUUAUACAGUCGUCGCCCACCGAGUCAUUAGUGUAGACAAUGUGGGGAGUCUUCAAAUGGAACAAGUGGCAGCUGUGAACACGAGCGCAGGUGCUGAAGGCUGGCUCGAGCUCAAUGUCACUAAGGCGCUGGCGACUUGGCUUUCUUCGCCCGCUGAUAACCGUGGAUUUUUUGUUACUUUGCAUCCUCAUUCACAGCCUGAGCGACACGUAAAACCAGAGGUGAUCGGUCUGGAAGAACCCCGAGGCGUGUCGUCAGAAGGAAAACAACCGUUUUUAGUAGCAUUUUUUAAAAGCGGUCCCAAAUUAGGCAGCACUGAUCCCGGAGCGAGGCGAAAACGAGAAGCGAAACGUAAUCACGGCUACUCAGAAAACUACCUUAGGAACCCAUUAACAGAUACAGCUCAUUGGACAACGAGAAGUUGUGAGAUUCAAACUCUAUACGUUAGCUUUAAGGAUCUCGAGUGGCAAGAUUGGAUUAUUGCACCAGACGGGUAUGGUGCGUUCUAUUGCAGCGGCGAGUGCAAUUUCCCCUUGAAUGCGCAUAAAAAUGCUACCAACCAUGCCAUUGUGCAGACUUUGGUGCAUCUACUUAAUCCAACUACGGUGCCGAAGCCGUCGUGUGCGCCGAUCAAGUUGUCGCCCAUAUCCGUCCUCUACUACACGGAUGACUCUAACGUAAUCCUGCGAAAAUACAAGAAUAUGGUCGUCAAGAGUUGCGGAUGCCACUGAUAGAAAUUUACUUAAUUCAUGUAAAAUGGAUUUCAUUUUAAUAACCUAGAUCGUUUAAAGAUCUGUAUUAUUGAUUGAAUUUGAAAUUCACUAAUUGUAACUUUUUUAUGUUCAAUUUAGUUUAUUUUGUAGCAAUGGAAGAAAUUUUGCGUCAAUCAAUACUCAUAUAGAUCGUAUUAUUUUGUAGGUGCUACAUUUAAAACAACUGGCUACAUAUUAAAACAGAUCUUAACUGCACUCCACUAUUGAAGAGAAGGUAUUAAAUUGAAUAUGCAACUUUUCUGUAGAUUUUUAGUACUAAAGCACCUUGCGCCUGCACAUUAUUAUAAUAAGUCGUGAUUACUAACGAAUGUAAUGAAAUGAACGUGUAAAUAUGUUUUAAAAUGUACAAUCAAUUUGUUGUCCACUUGUCAUAUGUGACGUAUUUCUAUGUUUUUUUUUUAUGAUCGUAUUCUUAGAUUUCCUGUAAACAUGCUGUAUAAUAUAGCAGAAUGUAUGUAGUAAUUGGAAAGUUGUUUAGUCUGAUAGGAUAUUAAACCUUAUAAAAUUAAAAACGUUGAUUACCUUAAGCAUUGCGCGCGCAUUAUUGUUAUUGCCCUUUACAUCAUACAUUUUUAAUAACCUAAUAUCUUUUGGGGUAUCGUAGAAUCAAAACUGUCGUGUCGACACCAUCUGUGUCCGACAGACGCGGCCGCCUGCGUUUCGUUCAUCAUUGAAACGCGCUGAGAGAGAUAAGUACUGCUACAGAAAAAAGGCAUAUAUACUCUGCUACCGCUGCAGAGAAGUGGCGGGUCAUUAGAAAAAUCAUAAAAAUGGUAUCUGUCAAUUCAAUUAAUGAAACUCGAAAUGUAAUUUUAUUUAAAUUUAAUACAAUAUGAACGUGUCUAGUCAUAGGAGAUUUUGAGAUAAGUAAUUACAGAAUUUUAUAAAAUUAACAACGAAACUCUUAAUCAAAUCCAAAGUAGGCAUCGCAGGUAAUUUUUUUGCAUUGCGUUUAUGCAAAUAUUGCAGUUAAAAUGAUGAUUAUGAUGUUUUCCAUGAACAUUAAUACUUAAGAUUAAUAUUUAAUAUAACGGAUAUGGGCGAAAUAUUUAACAUGUUAUAAUUUUCUUUUUAUAUUUUUUUCACCUGCUCUUUACUUGCCCUAAUAACUGAGGAAUGGGUACGAAGCUAAAUACUAGAAGAACGCCUUGCGUAAAUGUUCUUACUUAGAUACUAUGUAUAAUAUACAUCCAUAGAUCCACAGAAAAACAUUAGCUUUAAUGGUCUGACCGCCCUGGGGUUUAAUUCUUUUAGUUUAAACUGUAAAUUUGACAAGCAAGAGAUUGAAUUGAUUUGAAGCAUUGACUCUGAAACAUCUGUUCAUGAGUUAUGUAAUGGCAACUUACUAAGUACACUGUACCCAUUAAUUUCAGCAGUUUUUGAUAAAUGUGCGGAGUUGCCUUUAGACAUAACAUGGUUUUUAUAAAUCAUUGCUGUUCGAAAUAAAACUCGUGUUCGGACUUAAGUACUAUUAAUUAUUUCGAACUCUUAUAUAACAAAAUCAUUAUUAAAGCUGUUUUUAAUAUUACAGUAGGUAUUUAUUGGAUGAAAUUAUCGGCAGAUAAGCAUGAUCUUCGUCAGAUAAUUUUUUUUAUUUAUUUAUUUAUUAUACACAGGAACAUCAACAGUUUACACAUACAAUUAAUAUUAGUUCAGUUUUCUUAGUAUAGUAUUGUUCUUAUGUGCUUACCAAAUAAAGAUGUACCAACAUGCACAAAUACACUUAUUACGAACAGACUGUUAUAAUAAUACUGUUAUAAUUUGGUAUACCAAAUACUAUCUGACGAAGACUAUGGCUCAUAAGCCACUUUUGUCCAUUGAAAUAUUGGAGUGACGUACUUAGUGCUAUGGGUACAGAAUAUGUCCUUAAUGCUUAAUGUGUAGUCAUGUAGGUACUUAUAAACGUCACAUAUUUUAGAUAACAAUAUUAUUUAUAUAAUAGUCUCAUAGUGCCGUAUCGAGAACAUACAAUAUAUGAUAAACGACGAAAGAUUACGCGUCGUUAUCGAGUUUGUGACGGUGUUUGUGCAGAGAUUUAUUUACUUACAAAAUUUCAGUCCAUAGGUACUACUGGACAAAAUGAAAAAAAAAAUUAAAGUACCGACUAAGUUUUAAAAUGCCCAAAUUGAAAA
This is a messenger RNA of Manduca sexta (tobacco hornworm), 3576 nucleotides long. RefSeq names its product protein 60A (gene gbb). Gene Ontology annotation, cellular component: extracellular region. The transcript is spliced from 7 exons. Bases 152 to 1402 code for a protein of 416 amino acids. Lineage: Eukaryota; Metazoa; Arthropoda; Insecta; Lepidoptera; Sphingidae. The record is from RefSeq and is a predicted model, not a curated record. Gene Ontology annotation, biological process: BMP signaling pathway; SMAD protein signal transduction. Gene Ontology annotation, molecular function: growth factor activity; cytokine activity.